GUGACUACAUUCUAUUUAAUAAUAAUUUCACUUUACGCAAUCAGUUUUUUUAUUGCUUGUUCUUUGUUAUUGAAGGCCGGCCAAAUUUUAACCCACUUAUUGGGAAAUUAUUAAUAAAAUCAAAGACUGUGAGGUGUAGUCCAGUAAAAUUUACAGCAACGUUUUUAAAAUAAUCCAAAAAUGCAUAGAGCAAGAACCGUUGUAAACCAGAUUGUAGGGCCUCCUGGUCAAAAAUUUGCAGGGUGGUUAUUGGCCAAAAACACCCCAUCAAUAAACGUGUGUGCCUCAAUUAGAAACUACAAUGUACCUGUUACAUCUGAGCCUUUCCUAAAUGGCAGCUCCAGCCAGUAUGUCGAAGACAUGUAUAAUGCCUGGCUGGCUGAUCCAAACAGUGUCCACUCAUCUUGGGAUUCGUUUUUCCGAAACUCAGCCCAAGGAGGAGCAGGGUACCAAGCCCCUCCAUCUCUGGCGCCCCUAGGCAAGAAUGAAGUACCCGCCUCUGCCCUUUUUCCCAUUGGUGGACUGCCUUCCCUUGGAGGUGGUGCCAUAAGCGAAAAAGUCAUUGAUGACCAUUUGGCUGUGCAAGCUAUCAUCAGAAGUUACCAGAUCCGAGGACAUCACAUUGCCAAAUUGGACCCGUUGGGCAUUAACAGCGCCGAUCUGGACGAUCAAACGCCCCAAGAACUGGUCUACAAAAAUUAUAACUUCGACGACACCGACAUGGACCGGGUGUUCAAGCUGCCAUCGACCACCUUCAUCGGAGGCAAGGAGUCGCAGCUGCCGCUCAGGGAGAUCCUCAGGCGGCUGGAGCUCGCCUACUGCCGCCACAUCGGCGUCGAGUUCAUGUUCAUCAACAGCUUGGAGCAGUGCAACUGGAUCAGGCAGCGUCUGGAGACGCCCGGCGCCACCGAUCUCCCGGCCGAUCAGAAACGACUGAUCCUGGCCAGAUUGACCAGAGCCACGGGUUUCGAAACGUACUUGGCGCGCAAGUGGUCGUCCGAAAAACGUUUCGGCUUGGAAGGUUGCGAAAUCCUGAUCCCAGCCAUGAAGACCGUCAUCGACAAGUCGACCGAGUUGGGCGUGGAAAGCAUCGUUAUGGGCAUGCCUCACAGAGGGCGCUUGAACGUGUUGGCCAACGUGUGCCGCAAGCCUCUGCACCAGCUGUUCACCCAGUUCGCCGGUCUCAAGGCCGCCGACGACGGUUCCGGCGACGUCAAGUACCAUUUGGGGACAUACAUUGAAAGAUUGAAUCGCGUAACGAACAAAAACAUCAGAUUGGCCGUCGUGGCCAAUCCAUCUCAUCUGGAAACCGUCGAUCCGGUCGUGCAGGGUAAAACUAGGGCCGAGCAGUUCUACAGGGGCGACGGGGAAGGCAAAAAAGUCAUGUCCAUCUUGUUGCACGGAGACGCCGCGUUUGCUGGCCAAGGCGUUGUUUUCGAAACCAUGCACUUGUCCGAAUUGCCCGCAUACACCACUCACGGAACAAUCCACAUCGUCGCCAACAACCAAAUUGGAUUCACUACCGAUCCGCGUUUCUCCAGGUCUUCGCCAUACUGCACAGACGUGGCGCGCGUUGUGAACGCGCCGAUCUUCCACGUGAACGCCGACGAUCCGGAGAGCGUGAUCCACGUGUGCAACAUGGCGGCCGAGUGGCGCGCCACCUUCCACAAGGACGUCGUCAUCGACCUGGUGUGCUACCGCAGGAACGGGCACAACGAGAUCGACGAGCCGAUGUUCACGCAGCCGCUCAUGUACAGGAAGAUCAAGAGCACCAAGCCCAGCUUGGAGAAGUACUCCGAGCAGCUGAUACAGGAGGGCGUCGUCACCGAGGAGGACGUCAAGGGGGUCAAGGAGAAGUACGACAAGAUUUGCGAGGAGGCGUUCGAGAAGGCCAGGCAAGAGACCCACAUCAAGUACAAGGAUUGGAUCGACAGCCCGUGGUCGGGCUUCUUCGAGGGCAAGGACCCCUUGAAAGUGCACCCGACCGGGGUGAUCGAAGACACGUUGGUGCACAUCGGCAAGCGCUUCUCCGCGCCGCCGCCGAACGCCGCCGAGUUCAUCAUCCACAAGGGUAUCGAGCGCAUCUUGAAGGCGCGCAUGGAAAUGGUGGAGAACCGCACGAUCGACUGGGCCCUCGGCGAGGCCAUGGCCUUCGGCUCGCUGCUCAAGGAAGGCAUCCACGUCAGGCUGUCCGGCCAGGACGUCGAGAGAGGCACCUUCUCGCACAGGCAUCACGUGUUGCACCACCAAACCGUCGACAAGGCCACCUACAGGCCAUUGUCCAACUUGUACCCCGACCAGGCCCCUUACACGGUGUGCAACAGCUCGCUGUCCGAGUACGGCGUGUUAGGUUUCGAGCUCGGCUACUCGAUGACCAACCCCAACGCUUUGGUCAUCUGGGAGGCGCAGUUCGGCGAUUUCUCCAACACCGCCCAAUGCAUCAUCGAUCAACUUUUGUCCAGCGGGCAGGCCAAAUGGGUGCGCCAGACCGGAUUGGUCAUGCUGCUGCCCCACGGCAUGGAAGGCCAAGGCCCCGAGCACUCGAGCGCGCGCUUGGAGCGCUUCCUGCAGAUGUCCUCCGACGACCCGGACUACUUCCCCCCUGAAAGCGACGACUUCGCCGUGCGCCAGCUGCACGACAUCAACUGGAUCAUCGCGAACUGCACCACGCCGGCCAACCUGUUCCACAUCCUGCGCCGCCAGAUCGCUUUGCCCUUCAGGAAGCCCCUGGUCAUCAUGACGCCCAAGUCGCUGCUCAGGCACCCGGAGGCGAGGAGCUCGUUCGACGACAUGAUCGACGGCACCGACUUCCAGCGCAUCAUCCCCGACAAGGGCGCCGCCAGCGACAACCCCGGCAACGUCGAGAAGUUGGUCUUCUGCUCCGGGAAAGUUUACUACGACCUGCUGAAGGCCAACAGGGACAAGGGAUUGGAGGGGAAGAUCGCCAUCACCCGCGUCGAACAGCUUACUCCCUUCCCAUACGACUUGGUGAAGCAGGAAUGCUCCAAAUACCCCAACGCCCAAAUCGCCUGGGCUCAAGAAGAACAUAAAAACCAAGGAGGAUGGACUUAUGUCCAACCGAGAUUCCAAACUGCACUCAACGGAUCCAGAGACAUUGUUUACAUUGGCAGACCUGUUGCAGCCAGUACAGCCACUGGCAGCAAAGCUCAGCAUCUUAAGGAGUUGGGAACAUUGAUCGAUGAUUUCAGCAGGCUAUAAAUGCUGCGUAAGACCACCGGAAGUGAGACCUUCUUCACCUAGACAAACUUAUCAGUAAUCCUUAAUAAUAAUAAUAAUAACAAUAGUAACUUACGGCCAAUUGCGUAACGCUAAGCGUCGAAGAAUUGUAAAUAAUUUGCCGGAACUCGGUGCAGGUUGUUUUGCAAGCGGCCGAUGUAUUUUAGUUGAUUUAUUUAUUUAUUCUACUAACGUUUUAAAUAAAUAGUAUUCUUUUAAUCAAAAAUGCACUGAUAAUCUAAUUAAUGUAAAUGUAUGUAAAUAGCACCUUUAUGUAGGUUUACAUAGUUAAACAUUUUAAUUACAUCCCUAAGAUGUAUGAGAAGAACCAGUUAAAAUAAAUAAAGCGCGAAAUGUGGAUUGUUCAGCAUGUUCAAGAAUAUUUAUUUAUUUGGUAAUUGAUAAGAUGUAUAAAUGAAAGACGGUUACGGUUUUCAAAAGAAAGUAUUUUAAAAUGUAAUGUUAUUUAUUUAUUGUAAGAGUGAAUGAUAUUUUGAAUGACGAAUUUGUUGCUUAAACGACUUUUUUUAUUUCUACUUACCUUCCACCUAAAUGUUUCAAGAAAAAACGGAUUUUUGGACCCAUUAAGUGUAAAAGCAAGAUAUGAAAUUUCCUAUUUAGAAAAGUAUACUGAACAUAUUAUUGUUCUACAGGUGCACCAAAUAUUCUUCCAAUUUUACAAGCAAAAUACAGAUGUACAGGGUGAUCCCCUAUAGUGUCGCCCCCCUUUAACUCUUCGGCAAUUUCAAGCGCUCGAAACGCCCGAAUUACAAAACUGUU
This is a messenger RNA of Brassicogethes aeneus, 4017 nucleotides long. The record is from the annotation of a GenBank genome assembly. NCBI's taxonomy places the organism in Eukaryota, Metazoa, Arthropoda, Insecta, Coleoptera, Nitidulidae.